AAUAUAUAUAUCUCAAUUUGUUUUGCAUACAGAGAGAGGGAGAGAGAAAUAUAAAAUAAAAAAAAGGCGCGACGCACCACCACCACCACCUUAAAACGAAGGCCACGGUUCUUAAUUCCCUCUCCCUCUCUCUCUCUCUCAGCCAAUGUCAACCGUUGGCACCACUACGACCGCCUCCUGCACCGGCAGCCCACGACACCUCGGCCCCACCACCCACCGUCGCCGCGUGCCAGACUUCGCCGACGCCGAACGGGGUUCAGAUUGUUCGUCCCUGAACGACCUCGAAUACGACCAUUACUUCUUGUUGCUGCCGAAGAAGGGCACGAAGAUGGGCGACUCGGUGAUCCGCGAGUGCACGGUGGCGCAGUGCCUGGUCACGGGGAGGAGGCUGGGCCGUCCGAUUUUCGCGGCGCUGAUGCUGGUGGUGGUGCUUUCCGCGAUGUUUAAGGUUUUUUUAAUGGUGGGUUGUGAUAGGGUGGAGAGGAGAGAGAAUUGGGGGAGGAGAGAGAAUAGUGGAAUGCUGAUCCUCCAGACGUUUAGGGACGAGUUGGAUAUGGCCCAGAGGGUUGUCAACGAAAUCGAGGCAAUAUCUGGUUCUGUUAUGCCCAAGCGGGUAUUGGAAAAUAACCCAACACCGGAAAUCUGGACGAAACCAAACAGCGAUAGCUAUUAUCAGUGCGUUUCUCGGCCGAAGAAUCGAAUAAGGACGCCGGGUUCUGCAACCAAUGGCUAUAUUUUAGUCCACGCCAACGGUGGAUUGAAUCAAAUGAGAACCGGGAUAUGUGAUAUGGUUGCUGUUGCAAAGAUCAUGAAUGCCACAUUGGUUCUUCCUUCUCUUGAUCAUGACUCUUUCUGGACAGACACAAGUGAUUUUAAGGAUAUUUUCGAUUGGAAGCACUUCAUUGAAGUUCUAAGAGAAGAUAUCGAAGUAGUCGAGUCUUUGCCGCCUAGCCACGCUGCAAUCAAGCCCUUUCCUAAGGCCCCAAUUUCGUGGUCGAAGGCUAGUUACUAUAGAGAAGAUAUGGUUAGGUUGUUGGAACAGCACAAGGUGAUCAAGUUCACUCACUCCGAUUCACGACUGACUAAUAACAACCUCGCGCCUUCCAUACAGAGGCUCAGGUGCCGGGCCAAUUACGAUGCUCUUCGGUACACACCAGAGAUUGAGGAGCUCGGGCACAAGUUGGUUGAUAGACUCAGGAAUGAUAGUGAGCCAUAUGUUGCCCUCCACUUAAGAUAUGAGAAAGAUAUGCUUGCAUUCACGGGUUGCAGUAACAAUCUCACCGCCUCAGAGGACGAGGAGCUUCGUACUAUGAGGUACAGCGUAAAGCAUUGGAAGGAAAAGGAGAUAGACAGCAAAGAACGACGAAUCCAAGGAGGAUGCCCUAUGUCCCCAAGGGAGGCAGCCUUACUCCUCAAGGCCAUGGGGUAUCCGUCGUCUACAACAAUAUACAUAGUCGCAGGGGAAAUUUACGGUAGUAAUAGCAUGGAUGCGUUCCGUUCGGAGUACCCAAAUGUUUUCUCCCAUUCCACACUUGCAACUGAAGAAGAGCUUGAGCCGUUUAAGCAGUACCAGAAUCGGCUUGCUGCCUUGGAUUACAUCGUAGCAGUAGAAAGUGAUGUUUUUCUUUAUACAUACGAUGGGAACAUGGCUAAGGCGGUUCAAGGGCAUCGGAGGUUUGAAGGAUUCCGAAAGACUAUAAAACCUGACAGACAACUUUUCGUUGGAUUGAUUGAUCAGCUGGAUGAGGGUACUGUGUCUUGGGAAGAAUUCUCCUCAGAGGUUAAGAAGUUGCACUCGGACAGGCUUGGAGCACCGUAUCCUAGAUUGCCAGGGGAAUCGCCAAAGCAAGAGGAGAAUUUUUACGCCAACCCUUUUCCGGGUUGUGUCUGCAAUAAACCUCAGUACAAGAUCAGCGACCCUAGACCGAGACGGAGAUCAAGUCUAAAAUCUUCUUCAAAAAGAUAGUGAAAUUUCCUACUUUUCGUCCCCGGUCAAGUGUGGAUGAAGUGCAUUGCUUCAAGUGCUUGUAAAACAUGGGAACAGGUUUUUCACCAUUCAAGGAGAUGAUGGCAACCAAUCAGGGCGGGCCCAACGAUGGCGUCUCAGGAUUGAUGUGAUUUUUUCGGAUGCAAGUUUCAAUUUUGAUGUAGAUAUGGGAAAGGGUAAAGAAGGUUAUAGAUGAUUGAUAUCGCAAACAGAACAGAUACAUGGCACAGUGACAUUCUCCCUGUUAUGUGGAGUUAGUUUUUUUUCUU
Molecule: messenger RNA, 2256 nt
Organism: Rhododendron vialii
Lineage: Eukaryota; Viridiplantae; Streptophyta; Magnoliopsida; Ericales; Ericaceae
Product: O-fucosyltransferase 19-like
Exons: 8
Coding region: 146-1966 (606 amino acids)
Cellular component (GO): cytoplasm
Source: RefSeq, a predicted model, not a curated record